CACGAGAGAGGAGCGGAGGGAGCAAACAGCUGAGCGUCUCGCGCAAAUUUUAACCGCAGAGUGAUGGAAACCAUUGAGAUCUUUUUGUUCACCUUCCUCACCAGUCACUACUUCAGCAACGUCCUCAUAGUCUUGUGGCUUUACGUGUACGGGAUACCCACAGAUCUCAGCAACUAUGGAUUGCCUCAGUGUUGAAGUUGGGCCACCUGAUCCUGUUUGCGCCAGGACAACCGAGCAAAAUUAGAGUAAGAGAAGUCGUUAUGGACAGUUGUGCAAAUGGUGCAUUUCCUGCUCAGAGAACUGGUGUCAAAAGCAGAGUUUCAAUCUCAGGAUAUCACAUCUAUGUGCGCGUAAAGGACGCGGACACAACGGCUCCUCUAAACGCUGCUUGAAAUACCCCGCGCUAUGUUUUAGCAAUAAUGGGAGAACGCUGUAGUUAGAAUAGAGGGUGUGUUUAUGGGACCAUUUAGUUUCUGCCGGCUUUGAUGCAAGAGUGGCGGCCAGUUUUUAUUGCGCGCAUACCAAUUGUGCGCUGCUGCAGAUUAGCCGCUCCGUUACCACAGGCGAUCCACCGCAGCAGGACCUGCAAUCUUUGACAGCAACAGGCCUCAUCAACCACUGUGAAAAUCCCUUUUCAACUCCUGUUAUUGAACUUGCUCCACAAUCAAGAGAGUUUUAAAGCUGCACCCAACUGUGAGGCAGGAGCAAGCCAUGGCUUUACCAGAUAGUGGCAUAUCUGGAGAGGAGGUACCCUUCCCAGAGAUCAUAGAGCUCAAUGUUGGUGGGCAGGUGUACAUAACCCGCUAUUCUACCCUCACAAGUGUGCCAGACUCCCUGCUAUGGGAGAUGUUCAGUCGGAAGUCAGCCAAAGGACUGGCCAGGGACACCAAGGGGCGCUUCUUUGUGGACCGUGAUGGUUUUCUGUUUCGUUACAUCCUGGACUACAUGCGGGACCAGCAGCUGGUUCUUCCAGACCACUUCCCUGAGCGCGGGCGUCUGCAGAGGGAGGCCGAGUUCUUCAACCUGCCAGAGCUUGUCAAGCUGCUGGCGCCCAAAAUCAGCAAGCAGAACUCUCUUGGCGACGAGGGAUGCCAGAGUGACCCAGAGGACUCGUCACCUGGGAUUGACACGGCCCGCAACCUGGGCUCCCUGGGUGCUGCUGCUGCUGCCUGUGCCAGCUUGGUGCCAGGUGCCAUGGAUGGCAAACGCUCCGGGUUCAUCACCAUCGGCUACCGAGGCUCGUACACCUUGGGCCGUGACAGCCACACCGAUGCCAAAUUCCGCCGAGUGGCACGGAUCAUGGUGUGUGGGAAGACCUCUCUGGCCAAAGAGGUGUUUGGGGAGACACUGAACGAGAGCCGUGACCCCGAUCGCCCCCCUGAGCGCUACACGUCCCGCUACUAUCUCAAGUUCACCUUCCUUGAGCAGGCUUUUGACAAGCUGGCUGACGCAGGCUUCCACAUGGUGGCCUGUAAUUCCACAGGAACCUGCGCCUUUGCCCAUGAGCAGACGGACGACAAGAUCUGGACCAGCUACACUGAAUAUGUGUUCUACCGUGGCUCAUCACUGAUUUCCAAGGCGAUGCCCUCUGACCCCCCAGCUCUCACUGAAGUAGUGACCUCUCACCCUGACACUGCUCAUGCUGAAUCAGCCACAGCGGAGCCCAGCAGCACUGGCCGCACCCAAAGCCUUCCAGAAACCAGCAACAUCACAACACUGGACAUACGAAACCCGCUGCCCACAGACUGUCCUCCACCUCCAACACCUCCUCUUCCUCCCCCACCUCCUCUUGCUGCAGACAGCCCCGACCUCCCACCUCUUUCACCUUCAGUCCUGCCUCCUCCUCUGCCAUCCAAACCUUUUUCUACCUCCAGUCCUUCUCCCUCGACACCGCCUCCCGCUGAGAGCCCCCAGCGUCCCACCACUCUCAACCUAAAGACGCUGCCACGGCCCACCAUCAGGGAGAACGGCGGUCCCCCGCUGGGGUUAGAUGAGGAAGAGGAGGAGAAGAAGAUGCUGGAGGAGGAUCUGAAGAAAUGCAUCGAGGACUUUAAAAAGAUUCGCUUGCCCAGAGAGUUUCCGGAUCGCAAGAGGCACUGGCAAAGUGACUUGCUCAAGAAGUACAAUGCUUAG
Molecule: messenger RNA, 2133 nt
Organism: Plectropomus leopardus (leopard coralgrouper)
Lineage: Eukaryota; Metazoa; Chordata; Actinopteri; Perciformes; Serranidae
Gene: kctd12b
Product: potassium channel tetramerisation domain containing 12b
Biological process (GO): protein homooligomerization; regulation of G protein-coupled receptor signaling pathway
Cellular component (GO): signaling receptor complex
Molecular function (GO): protein binding
Source: RefSeq, a predicted model, not a curated record